AUGGCCACCUUCGAGCUGUACAGGCGGUCCACCAUCGGCAUGUGCCUCACCGAGACGCUCGACGAGAUGGUCUCCAGCGGCACCCUCAGCCCCGAGCUCGCCAUCCAAGUGCUAGUCCAGUUCGAUAAGUCUAUGACGGAGGCACUGGAAAACCAAGUGAAGAGCAAGGUUACUGUCAAGGGCCAUCUGCACACCUACAGGUUCUGCGACAACGUGUGGACAUUCAUAUUAACCGACGCGCAGUUCAAGAACGAGGAGACGACCGAGCAGGUGGGCAAGGUGAAGAUCGUGGCCUGCGACUCCAAGCUACUCAGCCAAUAA
Messenger RNA from Triticum turgidum subsp. durum (durum wheat), 321 nucleotides. The record is from the annotation of a GenBank genome assembly. NCBI's taxonomy places the organism in Eukaryota, Viridiplantae, Streptophyta, Magnoliopsida, Poales, Poaceae.